GAAAGGCCCCUUUCACUUUUAGAUGUUCUUUUCUUGUCCUCUCCCUUUUUUUUUAUUUUUCUUUUUCUUUUCUUUUUCAUCUUGUAUACCCUUCUUAUUCAAUUAAUAUUGACUUAUUAUUAUUAUCAAUAUACACCAAAUAUAACUCUUGUCACCAUUAUUAUUAUUAUUAUUAUCAAUAACUAUAAUUAUUUUAAAUCAUGAUCUCAAUAGAUAAUACAAUGAUAGAUGAUGAAAAAAAAUGGAUAGUUGAUGAACAAGCUUAUGUAAGACGGUUAGAUAAACGACUUUUGGCUUUUGCUAUGUUUGGAAAUAUGGUUAAAACUUUGGAUAAUUCAAAUUUAGGCAGUGCGUUCAUUAGUGGAAUGGAAGAAGAAUUAACUAUUACUGGUGUACAAUAUAAUUGGAUGGGUGUUCUUUUUAUGAUUGGUUAUUUAUCUAUGCAAAUUCCUUCCAAUAUGUUAUUGGCUCGAUGUCGACCCUCUAUCUAUUUACCGUUAUUGGAAACUACUUGGUGUAUUUUGACUAUUUCUAUGGCAUGUGUGAAUUCAGUACAAAGUGUUUAUGUGAUUCGAUUUUGUUUAGGCUUGGCUGAAGCUGGUUUUUAUCCUGGCAUUGUAUUUUUACUUGGCACUUGGUAUACGAAAAGGGAAUUAGGUAAAAGAAUGGCACUAUUAAAUCUUUGUGGAGCUCUAGGCACUGGUAUGUCUGGAUUAGUACAAGCUGUUAUGUUGAAAACCAUGGAUGGUGUAUGGGGACUUAGUGGUUGGAGAUGGAUGUUUUUAUUCGACGCUCUGGUUACAUCUAUUCUUGCUUCUUUUGGUUACAAUUAUUUACCAGAUUAUCCAACAACAACAUCUUGGUUAAACAAAUCGGAAAAGGCAAUUGCUAUUCAACGUGGUGAAAAUAAUUCAAUUUCAAGAGAUAUCAAAAAAGAUGGAGGAAAUCGAUGGGCCAAAUUAAAAAUAUUGACAACCAAUAAAUAUAUUUAUCCUUUUACACUUGGUUGGGCUUCACUACAUGUAGCUCUGGGAGCUUGUCAUGUAUUGGGUAUUACUGCAAAAAAGUUGGGUUACGAUGCUGUUACUGCCAAUCUACUAACAACCCCUGAUACAUUGAUUACAAUGGUAGUUGGUUUGAGUAAUGGAUUUAUUAGUGAUAGAUUACAAUCAAGAAUAUGGUGUUUACUUCUUCCUGCAUCUGUUGGUUUAUUUGGAACUUUGUUGCUAUCUUCCUUUGUUCAACCUUUUGGAUUCCUUUAUUUUGCUUUUAUUAUUACUCAUGCUGGAUUGGGAUCUGUUACUUCGGUGGUAAUGACAUGGGCAAGUGAAAUCAUUACCCCAAAUCCAGAAUUACGAGCUAUGUCAAUAGCAGCUAUGAAUACAUUUUCUUCUAUGAUGUGGACUUGGACACCUUUAGUAUUAUGGCCAGUGACAGAUGCACCUCAAUAUCGUAGGUUCUUUUAUAAUGAAUAUAUCAAAAAUUAUUGACUAUUUAUUAUUAUUAUAGAUAUUGGAUUCCGUGGUUCAGUAUUAGCCGUGAUUUUAUUUUUAUUAUCAAUGACAUCCAUUUAUUAUAUGAAUCAACAAGAAAUUAGAUAUGAUCGAAUUUUAUCAGAUGAACCAUUUAUAGAAGAAGAACAAGACUCUUUAGUUUUGACACAUUUACCUGACUUGAUUCAACGUAGUACUAACGAAAAACAACCAUAAUAAAAAACGAUCAAAAUAUUAUGAUGUAAAACUGACUAUUUGUGUAACCAAUGUUGGUCUUCU
Messenger RNA from Halteromyces radiatus, 1772 nucleotides. RefSeq names its product major facilitator superfamily domain-containing protein. Gene Ontology annotation, biological process: transmembrane transport. The transcript is spliced from 10 exons. Bases 201 to 1490 code for a protein of 429 amino acids. Lineage: Eukaryota; Fungi; Mucoromycota; Mucoromycetes; Mucorales; Cunninghamellaceae. Gene Ontology annotation, cellular component: membrane. Gene Ontology annotation, molecular function: transmembrane transporter activity. The record is from RefSeq and is a predicted model, not a curated record.